UCUCCCUGCCCCCGCCUCCGCCUCGCCGCCCUCUCUCUCCCCCCAGACCCCCCCCUGCUCGGCGUCCGUCCCGGGACCAAGAGGAGGAGGAGAGGGGGAGGCGCCUUCGCGGGCCGUCGGAGGGGAGGGGCGGGGCGGGCGGAGAUCCGAUGCGGGCCGCCGCCCGGCGCUAGAUGAAAUUGAGGAACACAGCAAUAACACGUUCAAAUUCAGCCUGUCUUCCAAUGGGGGAUCGUCUUGAUUUCAAGUACAACAGUGUCAAUGAGGGCGACGAGCGCAAGGGAGGCCAUGGCAUUCCCAAGGUUUCCAUGGUUCCCCUCAUCUUCCUCAUAUUCUAUGAGGUUUCUGGGGGGCCCUUUGGGAUUGAGGAUAGUGUCAAGGCUGCUGGACCACUGCUAGCAAUUGUGGGCUUUCUUGUGUUUGCGCUUAUAUGGAGCAUUCCAGAAGCUCUAAUCACUGCAGAGAUGGGCACCAUGUUCCCAGAGAAUGGUGGUUAUGUUGUCUGGGUCUCUUCUGCUCUUGGCCCCUUCUGGGGUUUUCAGCAAGGCUGGGCGAAGUGGCUCAGUGGUGUCAUAGACAAUGCUCUAUAUCCAGUCCUCUUUCUUGACUAUGUCAAGUCCAGUGUUCCAGCUCUUGGAGGUGGGCUCCCAAGGACCUUGGCGGUGCUUAUCCUCACAGUUGCACUUACAUACAUGAACUACAGAGGUCUGACCAUAGUUGGCUGGGUGGCAGUCUUUCUUGGGGUGUUCUCUCUCCUUCCAUUCUUUGUGAUGGGAGUGAUAGCUAUUCCCCGGAUUGAACCUUCAAGGUGGCUUGAAAUGGACUUGGGGAGUGUGAAUUGGGGAUUGUAUCUGAACACACUGUUUUGGAACCUCAACUACUGGGAUUCGAUCAGUACGUUGGCUGGAGAAGUCGAGAAUCCAAAGAGAACCCUCCCAAGAGCUCUUUCUUAUGCUCUAGUUCUAGUGGUGGGGGGAUACCUCUACCCUUUGAUCACUUGCACAGCAGCAAUUCCAGUUGUUCGGGAGCAGUGGUCAGAUGGGUACUUUUCAGACAUUGCAAGAAUUCUUGGUGGCAUCUGGUUGCACUCAUGGAUUCAAGGAGCUGCUGCAUUGUCAAACAUGGGCAACUUUCUCACUGAAAUGAGCAGCGAUUCUUACCAGCUCCUUGGGAUGGCCGAGCGCGGCAUGCUCCCUGAGUUCUUCGCCAGGAGAUCACGCUACGGGACCCCGCUGAUCGGCAUCCUGUUCUCCGCCUUUGGCGUGAUCUUGCUGUCCUGGAUGAGCUUCCAGGAGAUCAUCGCUGCCGAAAACUACCUCUACUGUUUCGGCAUGAUCCUGGAGUUCAUCGCCUUCAUCAAGCUGAGGAUGACCCAUCCGAAUGCCUCACGGCCCUACAAGAUCCCUCUGGGCACCAUUGGUGCUGUCCUGAUGAUCAUCCCUCCUGCUCUCCUGAUCGUGGUGGUGAUGGCCCUCGCGUCCUUCAAGGUGAUGGCAGUAAGCAUCAUGGCGAUGAUCGUCGGGUUCGUGCUGCAGCCGUGCCUGGUGUACGUGGAGAAGAAGCGGUGGCUACGAUUCUCCAUCAGCGCGGACCUGCCUGACCUGCCUGAUUCACAGGAAGCUGCUGAAGAUGACACCGUCCCGCUUGUGUUCUGAUUCGCUUGUGUGGUGCUCUGGAGGUGUAGUUGUAGGAUGGUAUGUACUGGGUUUCACGAGUUGUAUCUCCUGAUGAGUUCCGAAGCCAAUCUCAUGUCUAAUGCUGCCUUCCGUUGUCAUCAUGCUGCUAUCGAAUAACAUGUUGGCAUUAACUGAAAAUGUAAAGCCAGUGUUGGUAAACGGAGCUCCUCGAUUUGGAUGUGUCGUCA
This is a messenger RNA of Panicum hallii, 1864 nucleotides long. Its product is annotated as probable polyamine transporter At1g31830. The transcript has 2 exons. Bases 174 to 1655 code for a protein of 493 amino acids. Gene Ontology annotation, molecular function: transmembrane transporter activity. Gene Ontology annotation, biological process: transmembrane transport. Lineage: Eukaryota; Viridiplantae; Streptophyta; Magnoliopsida; Poales; Poaceae. The record is from RefSeq and is a predicted model, not a curated record. Gene Ontology annotation, cellular component: membrane.